Molecule: messenger RNA, 1647 nt
Organism: Penicillium taxi
Lineage: Eukaryota; Fungi; Ascomycota; Eurotiomycetes; Eurotiales; Aspergillaceae
Exons: 4
Coding region: 1-1647 (548 amino acids)
Biological process (GO): carbohydrate transport; transmembrane transport
Cellular component (GO): membrane
Molecular function (GO): carbohydrate:proton symporter activity
Source: RefSeq, a predicted model, not a curated record
AUGGAAACUGGCAUAUCAUCGACGUCGCUGUGGCAGAAUCGCAAAUGUCUUUUAUUCUGCUGUCUGGUCUCUAUGGGGAAUAUGCAAUAUGGCUUUGAUCUGGCUGCAGUUGGUGCAUUGCAGGCUAUGCCUGGAUUUCUCAAAGUAUUCGGAUACGUUGAUCCGACCAGUGAGACCGGAUACGCGAUUGCUAGUACAACACAACAACUUAUAACAUCUCUUCUCACCUUGGGAUCAUUUGUAUCCUCGCUGGUAGCAGGAUUCUUUGCCAAUUAUCUUGGUCGCCGAGAAGCAUUAUGGCUCGCCUGUAUCGUGAAUGCAGUAGCUGUCGGAAUCCAAAUAGGAACGACCACGCCGGGCGUUCUAUACUUGGGACGCUUGCUGCUUGGGUUUGCCAACGGCUUCCUAGUCACAUUCUCCAAUAUUUGGACUUCAGAGGUGGCUCCAUCCCACCUGCGUGGAGUUAUGGUUGCGCUAUUCUCGUUCUGGGUCAAUAUUGGGUCAAUAAUAGGAGCAGUGGUGGACAACUCUACGCAAGUGAGACUUGACAAACUGUCAUACCGCAUUCCUUUGGCAUGUCUGUAUAUUGUUCCCGUUGUUCUAUUUGUGGCACUCUUCUUUGUGCCAGAAAGUCCGCGGUGGCUGCUACAUCGUGGCAAGGAGCAGCAGGCAAGAAAGGCACUGGAAAGACUUCGUGGUAAGAGCUAUGCAACUCUUCUCGCAAUUUCCAGCUCCAGUUCCGAUCUUGGCAAUGGACGUGGUAGUGCUGGUAUUACGACUGUUACUCCAUCUCUAUUAGAGUUGGAGUGGAUAGAGAUGGUUAAGGGUGUUGAAGAGGAAAAGCGCGUCCAAAAGGACGUUGCAGCAAUAGACAUGUUUAGAGCACCAGGUGUUGAUCUUCGGCGAACUCUACUAUGCUACGGCAUGAUCGGCUGCCAGACUGGAUCUGGAGUGUGGUUUCUCAUCGGCUACCAGACAUACUUUUUCACAAUCAGUGGAAUCUCCAAGGCUUUCCAAUUCACUCUCAUGAAUACAUGCUUUGGAUUCCUGGGCUCCAGCAUCGGCUUAUAUGCUAUUCGUCAUGUAUUCGGUCGUCGAGCGAUCCUAAUUCUUGGAGCUAUAGCUUGCGGAGUCUGCCAACUAGUAACCGGGAUAGCAGCAACAGUGAGCCCGAAUAGCCUACCGACAGGUAAGACACUGGUUGCCUUUACGUCGUUAUUUAUGUUCUUCUACAACGGGUGCGUUGGAGCUAUCAGUUACCCUGUCGCGACAGAGCUGGUAAGCUCAAGAUUACGUGCGUGGACAAUUGGCACAGCAACAUCCCUGGGCUAUCUACUUGCCUGGCUAUGUAACUUUUGCACACCAUACUUUAUUAAUCCGGAACACCUGGACUGGGGUGCUCGAUACGGCUAUAUUUGGGCUGGAUCAAACCUUAUCUGUGUGAUAUUCUUUUACUUUUUCAUGCCGGAGAUGAAUAAUCGGUCAUUGGAAGAGCUGGACGAGAUUUUCGCUGCUAGAGUGCCAGCUCGCAGGUUUCCCGCCUAUCAGUGUGUCAUUCGGGAAGAAGCAAGACUUGAUGCAGUCAAAGCAAACGAGGCACGAAAUGAAGAGAAGCCACAGCAUGAAGAACGAGAAAAUGUACUCUAG